Messenger RNA from Neofelis nebulosa (Clouded leopard), 1186 nucleotides. RefSeq names its product serine peptidase inhibitor Kazal type 4 (gene SPINK4). The record is from RefSeq and is a predicted model, not a curated record. Lineage: Eukaryota; Metazoa; Chordata; Mammalia; Carnivora; Felidae. The coding region runs from base 73 to 336 and encodes 87 amino acids. Gene Ontology annotation, molecular function: serine-type endopeptidase inhibitor activity; protein binding. The transcript has 5 exons.
CCUAUAAAUAGUCUCCGAUCAUCCCCCUGGCUCAGGCCCCAGCCAGCCUGGACCAGUCAGUCCAGGAUCAGCAUGGCUGUCCGCCUGUGGGUGGUUGCCCUGGCCAUGGCCGCCCUCCUCAUUGUGGACAGGGAAGUGCCAGUGUCCGCGGAGGGAAAGUUCACUUUCUCAAGAAUGCCCAUCUGUGAGCACAUGGCGGAAUCUCCAAUCUGUUCCCAGACAUCCAUCCCGGUCUGUGGCACUGAUGGGGUUACAUAUGACAGUGAAUGCCAGCUCUGCUUGACCCGGCUGAAAACCAAACAGGACAUCCAGAUCGUGAAGGAUGGCAAAUGCUGACCCCAUAGCAGCCUCUUAAGCCAAGAAGCUUCAGGUUAGAGAAGAGUGGUGAGAGUGGAGGAUAUGACAUGAAAUAAAAGAUCCAGCCCAACUCAACCAAAUGGGCCAGUAUCUUUGACGACUUUGGUGAGGCCUCCACACAUGAUAAGGAAUCACAAAGAUUAUGCCUGAACAACGUGCCAGGCACCAGGCACCACACUGGAAGAAACACCUCAUUCGCCACCUUACAGCCGUGAACACUUGGCCCUGUCUCUGGAAACCUAACUCUGGGCCCCUAAAGGCCCUAUCUAUGGCAUGCGACACUGCUGCCCUGGCCAUUACUGAUUGGCCAAGAUUCUUCUCCAGGAUUUUUUGAACUGAAAUAAGGGAACAACAAGCAUUUCCUCUCCGGUAGUGAAAUCAGGGUUGCUGACAGCCAUGUUUCCUACUUUGUGGAAGAAGUAGGAUUGACAGAAUGAUACCAGCAUGCCAAGAAAGAGAUAUGGGGCACUUGGGUGGCUCAGUAGGUUGAGCCUCCAACUUCAGCUGAGGUCAUGAUCUCACAGUUCAUGAGUUCAAGCCCUGCAUCCGGUUUGCUGCUGUCAGUGCAGAGCCCACUUCAGAUCCUCUGUCCCCCUCUCUAUCCCUCCCUUGCUCACACUCUCUCUCAAAACUAAACAUUAAAAAAAGUUUAAAAAAAAGAGCACCUGAGUGGCUCAGUCAGUUAAGUGACCGACUCUUGAUUUUGGCUCAGGUCAUGAUCUCACAGUUUGUGGGUUCAAGCCCCAUGUUGGGCUCUGUGCUGACAGUGUGGAGCCUGCUUGGGAUUCUCUCCCUCUCUCUCUGCCCCCCCCCCCACUCUCACACUCUC